ACAAAGUGGAGUCGCAUUAUCCUAAGCCCUUCCUAAACCCAAGCAAAGGACAAAGGAUAAGGAGUUACUUUUAGCAUUUGCGACUCCUUCUGUAUAGUGCGGAGGUCAUCAACAAUGGCUUCUAUAGAGGACUGAGAACUAUGGUCUCUACUGAUGGAUUUGUUCCUAGCUUUUGCUGCCCAUAUCGGAAGACAUUUUUUACAGGUACUAUCCCUGUUUCAGUAUGGCAGUUCAAGCUUGUCUCCAGCAGUCCAUUCCAAAAGGCUCAUUUAGCUCCUUGUAUUAAGUGUGAGAAUAAAGAAAAGGAUCAGGGCUCUCAGGGUUCCUUUGAGCAGGUUUCUGUUGAGCGUUACCCUUAUCACAGUUAUAUGGACUCCACUUCUGGGCAGCUUGAACCAGCAUCUGGAGCUCGCGCUAGUAUUCCUGGGCAGGAGUACUGGCCAGAAGGCACAGCCAGUCGAGUUCGAGCAGCCAGGGCUCCUGAACCCACUGGUACUUCAACUGGAACCCCAUCUUAUGGAAAAAACCCUGGAAGUAGAAGAAAGAAGUACAAGGCAUCUGCUGCUGCUUCCAAGACUUCGGACGUAAAUAUAAUUUCUGAUGAUCCUACGGAGAGUCCAGAUAAUUUACCAGAAGAGCCAAAGGAUCUUUCUUCGGAGUAUGUCAUUUAUCAGCCUGAACAAGAAGAAGAGGAGCUGACAGGCUAUGAGCUGGAUAAAAGACUUGGAAAGCCCCACCCUUUUAUUGAUCCGAAGACAAAGAAGGAAAUAGAGAAGCCACUUACUAGUGAAGAACUAUGGUGGAAUUGGAGAAAGCCUGAAAAAGAGCAAUGGUCUAGGUGGCAGAGGCGGCGUCCUGAUGUUGAAACGGUGUUUCUUAAAGCUAUGGCGGAGACAGGACAGGUAAAGCUUUAUGGUGACCAUCCUACUUUGACAGAGACUGCACUCUAUAGAGCAAGGAGACAUCUAUAUAAGGCGGAAAGGCUACAGGCUGAAAAAGAGAAAAUGGAAAAGAUUGGCCCUAUUGCAUACUACUCAGAGUGGGUCCAAGCUUGGAAGAAAGACACUUCACGAGAAGCCAUUCAAAAGCAUUUUGAAGAGACUGGUGAAGAUGAGAACAUUCAACUCAUCGAAAUGUUCUGCCAUCAAACAGAUCGUGAAUACCGCAUAAUGAUGGGAACUGAUAUCCGUAUUCCUCGUGAUCCUCUGGCCAUGAGAAUGCGGGAGGAUCAAAUAAAACAAAUUUGGGGUGGAGAUCCAGUUUAUCCAACCAUUAAUUACAUUCAGGAUCCAGAUGAAGUGAUUGAUUACAGGGGUCCAGACUUCCAUGAACCAACACCAAAUAUGUUGGCCUAUCUGAAAGAGCAUGGCAAAAUAAUAUCAAGAGAGGAGUUAGAGAAAAUUCUGGCCAAAGAGAAGACAGAAGAAAUUGAGGUGGCGGAAAUUGAUGAAGCCAUGGCACGAGCUGUUGACAUUGGUGAAAAUGAUGACGAAGAAGAAGGAAGUGAUGCUGAAGUUGAAGAGGGAGAUGAGAAAAUUACACGAAAUUGGAGUGUUUUGAAAAGUAAUCCAGAGCUUCGCAAAUCGAAGGAUAAACCCAAAAAGAAAGACAUGUCUCUGGAAGAAGCUGUAGAUGAUUCUGAGAAUUUAACGGACUUCCUCAUGGACUUUGAUGAGGAUGAGUGACUGAUGGAUGCCAGGCUAUUAAGCUUGCAGGAUAAGCAAAUGAAUUUUAUCCCCGUCAAUCUGAUGAUGCCAGCAGCAUCUUGUCCUAUGAUGAAGUCGGUGAACAUAUAUUGAAUUAUUGAUAAGAUCUGACAGUAAGGCCAACGUACGGCAAAACAGUUAUUCGUUGAUGUUGCUGUGACAGCUAAAACAGCAUUCAGUGAACUUCGCCCCAGAAGAGUAGAUUUUUGAUAGAAAGCUUUGGGUAACUCUGAUUAUCCUGUGUAAAGCAAAUGACGAGUGGAGAAUGCUAGUACAGUAGCAUGUAUCCAGAGCACAAAAUGUGAAAAAUUUAUGCAGCUAUGAUUGGUAUAUUAACCUGAAAUUAGCAUCAGAUUCUAAUAUAAACUCAGAUGUCUUGUAUUCGUUUCAAGUUGAACAAGGGAGUGUAUAUUGGUAUUUAUGGUUCAGGGUUGUAGCUGCUUUUAUAGUAAUUUCCGGAUAGUGCAUUCCAAGAAA
This is a messenger RNA of Nicotiana tabacum (common tobacco), 2183 nucleotides long. Its product is annotated as protein PLASTID TRANSCRIPTIONALLY ACTIVE 12, chloroplastic. NCBI's taxonomy places the organism in Eukaryota, Viridiplantae, Streptophyta, Magnoliopsida, Solanales, Solanaceae. The record is from RefSeq and is a predicted model, not a curated record. Gene Ontology annotation, cellular component: nucleus; chloroplast. Gene Ontology annotation, biological process: response to light stimulus; plastid transcription; positive regulation of red or far-red light signaling pathway.